Molecule: messenger RNA, 2511 nt
Organism: Theobroma umbraticum
Lineage: Eukaryota; Viridiplantae; Streptophyta; Magnoliopsida; Malvales; Malvaceae
Product: Tetratricopeptide repeat (TPR)-like superfamily protein
Biological process (GO): RNA modification
Molecular function (GO): zinc ion binding; protein binding; RNA binding
Source: RefSeq, a predicted model, not a curated record
CUCAACACAUUUCCAAGCUUCAGCAUUUAGAACUCAAUAACUAAUAAUCUUCGACUCCCCCUUUUCUUACCAAGCAUGGCAAAUGUAUCAUUAUCUGAAAAAUACAAGGAACCAGCCCACCUUAGCUUUCCUCAAAAUUUUUCCACCAACCGAACACCCUCACUCCCCUUUCUCCACUUUCACAAUCCUAAACCCAAAUGUCAAUCCCAACCACGAAGCUGUUCCCGCCAAUUUCCCUUCCCAUUCGCCACAUAAUCCUCACUUGGUUCCCACCAGUAACAUAACGAGGAAACCCCCCACCGCCCCUUCGCUUGACAAAACUCCAACGUUGGAUCAACAUAAUCACAAUUAUAUCAUUUCUUCAAAUAAGGUUAUCACUAGCUAUAUUCGCUCAGGUGAUUUAGAUUCCGCUCUCCGAGUUUUCAACAACAUGACUGUUAAAACGACAGUUACUUGGAACUCGAUUUUGGCCGGGUAUUCCAAAAACCCCGGAAAGAUAACAGAAGCCCAAAAACUGUUUGAUAAAAUUCCUGAAAAAGACACUGUCUCUUAUAAUAUUAUGUUGGCUUGUUAUGUACACAAUUCUGAUAUGGAAACAGCUUGGUUUUUCUUUAAUUCAAUGCCCUUUAAGGAUUCUGCUUCUUGGAAUACAAUGAUUUCUGGUUUCGCUCAAAAGGGCGUAAUGGGAAAAGCGAGGGAGUUGUUUUCGGCCAUGCCCGAGAAGAAUAGUGUUACUUGGAGUGCAAUGAUUUCUGGGUAUGUUGAAUGUGGGGAAUUGGAAUUGGCUGUGGAGUUUUUCGAGUUAGCGGAUGUGAAGAGUGUGGUGGCGUGGACUGCCAUGAUAAGCGGGUAUAUGAAGUUUGGGAAGAUAGAAAAAGCUGAGAGAUUGUUUAAAGAAAUGCCAGUCAAAAACUUGGUGACUUGGAAUGCUAUGAUCUCCGGUUAUGUGGAGAAUUGUCGAGCUGAGGAUGGUUUAAAGCUUUUCAGGAUGAUGUUAAGGUAUGGUAUUAGGCCGAAUAAUUCGAGUUUGAGUAGUGUUUUAUUGGGUUGUAGUGAAUUGUCUGCUUUGCAGUUUGGGAAACAAGUGCAUCAGCUUGUUUGUAAAUCUUUGUUACGUGAUGAUACAACUGCGGGUACUUCAUUGCUUAGCAUGUAUUGUAAAUGUGGAGCGUUGGAUGAUGCUUGGGAACUGUUUCUUGAGAUAAAGAAAAAGGAUGUUGUUAGUUGGAAUGCAAUGAUUUCUGGUUAUGCCCAACAUGGUGCUGGUGAGAAAGCUCUACUUCUGUUUGAGGAGAUGAGGGAUGAAGGGGUAAGGCCAGAUUGGAUCACCUUUGUGGCAGUUCUUCUGGCCUGCAACCAUGCAGGGCUGGUAGAUAUGGGGAUUCGGUACUUUGAUUCCAUGUUGAAGGAUUAUGGGGUUGAAGCUAGACCAGAUCACUAUACAUGUAUGGUGGACCUGCUUGGUCGAGCUGGCAAACUGGUUGAUGCUGUAAAUUUGAUAAAGAGAAUGCCUUUCAAACCACACUGUGCCAUAUAUGGAACCCUUUUGGGUGCUUGUAGGAUCCACAAGAACUUGGAGAUGGCUGAGUUUGCAGCCGAGAACUUGCUUAAUCUUGAUCCCAAAAAUGCGGCUGGUUAUGUGCAACUGGCUAACAUUUAUGCAGCGAUGAACAAAUGGGACCACGUUGCUAGGGUUCGCCAAUCAAUGAAAGACAAUAAGGUAGUGAAGACGCCAGGGUACAGUUGGAUUGAGAUAAAAAGUGUAGUUCAUGAAUUCAGAUCAGGGGAUAGAGUGCACCCAGAAUUAGCCUCCAUACAUGAAAAACUGAGAGAGCUGGAGAAGAAAUUGAAGUUGGCAGGUUAUGUUCCAGAUCUUGAAUUUGCACUGCAUGAUGUGGGGGAAGAGCAGAAGGCGCAGCUUCUAUUACGGCAUAGUGAAAAGCUGGCAAUUGCCUUUGGGCUCAUUAAAGUGCCCAGCGGGACACCAAUCAGAGUUUUCAAGAACUUGAGAGUAUGUGGGGAUUGCCACCGUGCCAUCAAGUACAUUUCAGCAAUUGUAACAAGAGAGAUCAUAGUAAGGGAUACCGUAAGGUUUCACCAUUUUAAGGAUGGAUCCUGCUCUUGUGGUGAUUACUGGUAGGUUUGCAUGGUUCCCUUGAAAGUAAGAAGGCAAUAUGGAAACGUUUAUUCAAUCCUCUGCUGGUUCAAAUCACUCUGGUGGAGUUCUCAGUCUUGCCUAAGCUCUGGAUCCAUUUAUAAGGAAAUUGAGGUGUGAAAUAUACUCCAUACUGCAUUUUUAUUUUUAUGGUUGCAAACCUUGCUAAUGGCCAGGCUCCAGGAAUUUAUAUUUCCUGCCAAGAAAGUGCAACCGUGGAAUUGUACAACUAUGAUUUUUGUUUGUCAAAGAUUAGGUUUAAAUUCUCUUGGAGAUUCCUUAGGGAUGUUGCCGCAUAGUUCACAUAGGCAAUCGCCCAAAGGAAAAUUCAGAGCUAAUUGCAUUUGCCAUUACGC